UAUGUCAAUAUCAAUAUUAAGGUGAUUUUUUAAAGGUGUAUUAAUGUAAACAUUUCUAAGUUUAUUAGACUUUUAAACCACAGGUGACAACACGUACAAUAAAAAAUUUGCAAUUUUUUAAUGCCAUUAAAAUCACGUUAUGAAAGAGAGUUAACCUGAAGUUGUGAAAUUUCAUAGUGAAAUUUCUUUUAUUUUGAAAAAGGAAUUUUGUUAUUUAAAACCCGGAAGUGCUGAUUAACCUCCUCUGACGAGCCGAAUACGAAAUCACUCUUGGCGUCCUAUGUGCGCGCACUACCUAGAGUACGAAAUAGUAGCUCAUACACCCUACAGCGAGCACUUCAUCUACAGUCGGAAGGCAAAGCCAUGUGAUAAAACCCCACACUGCGUAAUGGAGGAGCUGGAUACAGAGGAGCAAUUUCUCCAGGAUGCCAGAAAUGGGAACCUGCCAGGAAUUCAAAGGCUUCUGAUGUCUAAAAUAAAAGAAGAAGCAAAAUUUGACAUCAACUGUAAAGGCAAGAGCAGGUCAAAUUUUGGAUGGACUCCUCUUCAUCUGUCCUGCUACUUUGGACACAGGGAUGUGGUGGAGGAAUUGCUAAAGGCUGGAGCAGACGCCAAUCUGACAAACAACGUAGGAGACACACCACUUCAUAAAGCAGCAUUCACAGGACGAAGGGAGGUGGUGAUGCUGCUGCUUCAGUAUAAUGCAUGUCCUUCAGUCAUUAACGGCUCGGCUCAGAUUCCCAAAGACAUCACGCACAGUGAGGAGAUCAGGAGCAUGCUGGAGGCGGCUGAACGAACCGAGGAGAGGAAGUUGGAGGAGCAGGUGUUAGAAGCAGCUCGAGAAGGAGCCACAACCACCCUGUUAAAACUGCUGAACAGGAAGAAACCUCCAAAUAUCAACUGCACGGACCUGCUGGGUAACACGCCUUUACACUGUGCUGCAUACAGAGGCCAGAAACAGUGCGCAGUCAAACUGCUGCAGAACGGAGCCAACCCCAACAUCAAGAACAAGAACGGUCAGACUGUGUUUGAUCUUGCAAAGGACACAGAGAUGAGGCAGAUCCUGGACGGCAGUUUUAAGAAAGGUCUGAGGCGUUAUGUUCAGAUGUUUGAUGGUCCACUUUGGAAGAGCACCAGGUUCUUUGGCUGGCGUUCCUGCUGGGUCGUUCUUCAAGAUGGCGUUUUGUCAUGGUACUCAAAACAGUCUGAUGCUGCAUCCAACAGUCAGAGUAAAGGCUCCAAGGCCCUGACCCAGGCCCAAUGUAGUACUAAAGACAGCUGCUACUUCACAGUCAAGUGCUUUGAUGACAGCAUCCAUUAUUUUAAAGUCUCACCAAAAGGCGACCCAGAAGCCACCAGAAAAAAAUGGUUGGAAGCUAUUGAGGCGCACUCUGCAUUCAGCACUCAUUACUGCUCGCAGGAUCAGGACAGUGAGGACGACGAGGAUGAUGUGAUAUCACUGGGUGAGCUGACGGAGUCUCUGCAGCGGGCCGAGACGUGUCACGGGAAGUUGGAGUCUGAGGUGUUGUCCUUCCUCUCUAUGGUGAAAGAGGAUGCACUCGGUGAAGGCCUCCCGGUGGCUGUGCUGCAGAAGCUUAGAGAGGUGUGUGAUGCAUCCAGCGAGACCUGUUCGGCUCUCCGUCAGUGUCUCGACUUGUUCUCCAAACAGGAGGGGGCAUGCAGUCUGAAGCUGGAACAGGAAGUGGAGAAGAACAAGAUCCUGUCGGAGGCUCUGCAGACUUUGGCUACGGAGCAUCAUGAGCUGGAGCAGUCUGUGGUUCGAGGCUCGUCUCCCCGCAGCGCCAUUCUCAGCGAAGACGACUUCUACGAUGCGCUUUCCUAUUCCGACUCAGAGCAUUCACAGAGCUGCCUAGAGUUGAGUCUCUCAUUCAAGGAAGAGGACGAGGGCAGGUCAGAGCUCUAUUAUAGCUUGCCGAGUUGUCUCAGCAGAGGGAGGAUGUCCCAGGAGGAUUGGCGUGGUGAUGAAGAGGAGGAGGAUGAAGGAGCCAAACACAGUGGAGCAAAAAAAAAACACAGGACGAGUUUGCCGGCACCCAUGUUUUCCAGAAACAACUUCAGCAUCUGGAGCAUUCUGAGAAAGUGCAUUGGAAUGGAGCUAUCUAAGAUCACCAUGCCAGUCAUCUUCAAUGAGCCACUCAGCUUCUUACAGAGACUCACAGAGUACAUGGAGCACACUUAUCUCAUUCAGCAGGUUAACGACAUCACCGACUCCAUCGAGAGAAUGAAGUGUGUAGCCGCGUUUGCAGUGUCUGCAGUUGCGUCUCAGUGGGAGAGGACUGGGAAACCCUUUAACCCCCUGCUGGGGGAGACGUAUGAGCUCGUCAGAGAGGAUUUGGGGUUCCGGGUGAUCUCAGAGCAGGUGAGUCACCAUCCUCCAGUUAGUGCUUUCCACGCUGAGGGUCUGCAGAAUGACUUUAUUUUCCAUGGGUCCAUCUACCCCAAGCUGAAGUUCUGGGGUAAAAGUGUGGAGGCUGAGCCGAAAGGCAUCAUGACUCUGGAGCUGCCUAAGUAUAAUGAGGCAUAUACAUGGACAAACCCGACAUGCUGCGUUCACAACAUCAUCGUGGGGCAGCUUUGGAUUGAACAGUAUGGUAACUUGGAGGUGAUCAACCACAGAACUGGAGAGAAGUGCUGUCUCAGCUUCAAACCUUGUGGUCUUUUUGGCAAAGAGCUGCACAAAGUCGAGGGCUACAUUCUUGAUAAAAGCAAAAAGAAAGUGAGUGUUCUGUAUGGGAAGUGGACGGAGUGCAUGUACGCAGUGGAUCCGGCAACGUUCGAGGCUCACAAGAAGAGCGAUAAGGUCACAGAGGGGAAGAAAAGCAGUAAAGAGGGGUCCAGUGCUGAGUCUGAGGAAAGCCCACAACCAGGCGGUGACUCUCUGGAGGAGAUUUCAGGCAGCCAGUUACUUUGGAAAAUCACACCACGACCAGCCAACUCCGCUCAGAUGUACAGUUUCACAUCGUUCGCCAUGCAGCUAAACGAACUGGAUGAACACAUCGAAGCUGUAAUUCCCAAAACCGAUUGCAGACUGAGACCCGACAUCCGCGCCAUGGAAAAUGGAGACAUUGACUUGGCAAGUGAGGAGAAAAAGAGGCUAGAGGAAAAGCAGAGAGCUGCACGCAAGAGCCGAUCCAAGUCAGACGAGGACUGGAAGACAAGAGGCUCUGCCUCUGGCCCCAGGUUUGCCCAGCAUGCUGUAUGCAGAUUUUUAUUUUUAUUUUUUUCAGUUUUUCUAGUUGAUGGUUCUCAUUUCUGAUUACAAGAAUGUGAAUCAGGACAUGGAAGUAAGAAGUGGUUUCAUCAGGGUUCAAACCCUCAUACCAACUCUCCAGACUGGCUCUUCUCCACCGCCUACUGGGACCGAGAUUACUCCCAAGUGCCUGAUAUUUACUGAGACAGUCUACGAUAUCUUCAAGCUAAUUGGGCCACAUGGGAUAUUUGUAUGAUAAACUUGUUUCUGAGAUGGAACAGGUUUAUCGUAUCUUUACAUUAUUUAUUUAUUUUUUUAAGAAGAAAAUGUUCUUACUUAAUUGUUCAUGCACAUAAAUUAUAAGGGUGGAGUAAUUUGAUUCAGUAAUGUAAAGUCAAUCAUGUGAUGGGUUACUCAAGCUGCCGUAAUAAGAAAACAAGUAAUAAUAAUUCAAAGAUUUAUUUUGUGUGAUUGGAUUCUCAGUGGUGGCAUUUGUAAAAUAUGAAGAAGAAAUGCAUUUGUAUGACAAUCAUCCCCUUUUCUAAACAAUUAGAACACAAGAACACUACUAAUUUUUAAUUGUACUAAAUGUACUAAACUUUGUAUUAUUUAUUUCAGAGCUCUUUUUAUGCUUUACUUUUUCACUAAUGUACUGGAUAUUUUAAAAUAAUAUUUAAUGCAGAUAUGCAGCUUUACACACGCUUCUUCAGCUUGGACUUUAUUUUUUGUUCUCAAUAACGAUGAGACAAUAACUGUUUUUAUCAUCUCAUGUAGUGAUGUGUAGUGACUCAUUAUGGUGCGUGCGUGCGUGUGUGUGUGUGAGAGAGAGAGAGUUAAUCCUAUUCAUGAAAACCUAAUAAUGUGAAAUAUUACUCCACCAUAAGAAGAUUCUGUUUAUCUCAGUUGGUUUAAGGUUGGUGAGGAUGUGAUGGAUCAUUAGAAGUGCUUAAUGCAUUUCAUUUUACCACACAGACAGUUUUAAGUUUAAUAUAACUUACUGCUGUUUAUUUUCUAGUUAUUCCAGAAUUAUGUACAUUAUUAUUUGGCAUUGUUUUGUGUACACCACAAGGUUGUAUAGCUGGAUUUACUGGCCUGCUGAAUAAAACCCUAAGCAGACCCAA
Messenger RNA from Pangasianodon hypophthalmus (striped catfish), 4332 nucleotides. RefSeq names its product oxysterol binding protein-like 1A (gene osbpl1a). The coding region runs from base 281 to 3277 and encodes 998 amino acids. The transcript has 30 exons. Gene Ontology annotation, cellular component: intracellular membrane-bounded organelle; cytosol; membrane. Gene Ontology annotation, molecular function: protein binding; cholesterol binding. NCBI's taxonomy places the organism in Eukaryota, Metazoa, Chordata, Actinopteri, Siluriformes, Pangasiidae. The record is from RefSeq and is a predicted model, not a curated record.